Messenger RNA from Zasmidium cellare ATCC 36951, 2331 nucleotides. RefSeq lists its product as uncharacterized. Gene Ontology annotation, molecular function: transcription coregulator activity. Gene Ontology annotation, cellular component: nucleus; nuclear chromosome; RSC-type complex. The record is from RefSeq and is a predicted model, not a curated record. Gene Ontology annotation, biological process: chromatin remodeling; regulation of transcription by RNA polymerase II. The transcript has 2 exons. Bases 1 to 2331 code for a protein of 776 amino acids. NCBI's taxonomy places the organism in Eukaryota, Fungi, Ascomycota, Dothideomycetes, Mycosphaerellales, Mycosphaerellaceae.
AUGGCUACCGGCGCGGUCAAUUCGAAUCGCCUGAACGCUCCCCAGGCCUUCGUCUCUUCCUAUGCACCGCGCGUACGAACCUACGGCAACUCGCUGUUGACGCCUGUCGUGCCCCAAACAAUUCUCCCACCCGUCCGCACAACAAAACGAGGCACCACUGCCAUCAACUACGCUGAGGAGUUUGACGAUGAUAGCAUUGAAGACUCAGAUGGUCCCCGACGGGCGACUGGCUUGCGCACCGCUCAACAGCGACGCGAGCCAGACCCUAUGGUGGAGAAGGCGAAGGAGCUAGGCAAAGAGAUUCAUGCGCCUGUUGAUGUCCAGGGCAUCUGGCGAGAUUGGAUGGGCAAGCCGAAGCGUACCUUGACUGAGAGGCAGAUGCAUAUUCAGUCUGCCUUGCCAACAACUCUCAUACCUAUCAAAAUCGAUCUGGACGUGGCUCCCUUUCGACCAGAGGCUGCAUUGCCUACACCCGGGAACGCCAAAGACUUUGGCAUUGAUGAGAACCUGCCUGCCUACAAGGCGCCUGAGCCCACACCACCGUACCGGCUAAAGGAUCAGUUUCUGUGGAAUCUACACGAGGCCCUCAUCACUCCGGACAUGUUCGCUAAGACCUUUGUGGAUGAGCUCGACUUUCCAGUCAUGAGGAAGCAGGCUAUGGUUCUGGAGAUCGCGCAGCAGAUACGUAUCCAGCUUGAGGAGAACGCAGCCACGGCGCUGCAUCCACUAUUUCAACCAGAGGCAGUGAACCAGCCACCUCCCACCACUGCACCCACUCCUUCGAUCCGACCUGCAAUCUCACGAGAAGACUCCUCUACACCAAUGCAGGCAGACACCCCCAGCGCUGGCUUCUUGCAGCUACCUCAGACCAAUGGCCAUCAGAUCUCAUCAGAUCCACCCACACCAAUGCCGAAUGGUACUGCGACGCCAGCUCUGGCAGUGGCAGCGCAGCCCCUACCGAGAGAUCCGUCCGCAUCAUCAGCACUCAAUCCUCCAGAUACGCACCGUUGUGUGAUCACUUUAUCCAUCAACCUCCAGAACAGGCUAUACACAGACAAGUUCGAAUGGUCAUUGCUACAUCCUCCUGGUUUCCCGGAGAUAUUCGCCAGGCAAACAUGUGCUGAUCUUGGCCUGCCUGGAGAAUGGGUGCCCAUGAUGGCGCAUGCCAUCUACGAGUCAAGCAUGCGGCUGAAGAAGGACAUGAUUGACAAUAACGGGACAAUGGCUGGAGUUGUUGGAAGUGGCGUGGACGGUUGGGGGGUCAUCGAGAAUGAAGCCUGCGAAUACCACGGCACGGCAGAGUCUGCGCUCGGCGUGGGUGCAGGUUGGAGAUUUGACGAGGACGGUCUGGGUGUUGACUGGGAGCCCAAGAUUGAAGUGCUCAGCAAAGAGGAGAUUGAGAGGCGGGAAGGCGACAGAGAACGCCAGAUCCGUCGGCAACGAAGAGAAACAGCCCGCUUCACUUCCACUUACACACUGCAAGGGCAGAGCAGUGGGCUGGGCGAUUACUUUUCUGGUGGUCUUGGCUCUUCACAGCAAGCGACUGGAGGUGUCGAUGAUGAACGUAUGGGGAGAGGCGAACGAUCGAAGAAGAAGCGACGCUUUAGAAGUUUGUCACCAGUGGGCCGUGAGACUCCUGAUGUUGCUGGCUUCGGUGGAACGACGAGUCAACUUUCUGAGGGUGAACGACAGUACUGGGCGUGCUCGCACUGCUGCAUAUGGGGCUCGGCAGUAUGGGGUGUGCGAGAUGGGCCUAAUGGUCCGAGAACGCUUUGCACCAACUGCGGUCUACUCUACGAGCGCGACAAGCGACUUCCACCUUGGAACCAUCGCCUCUUCUACCACGAAAAGAACCAAGCCUCACGAGAAGCCAACAUACCCCAAUACAACCAAGCACCACCCGUCCGCCAACUCUCCCACCUCCAAUCCGACCUCGCCUCCUUCCCCCAAUCAACCCCAAUCCAACCACUCCGUCCCCACCCUGGCCCCCAACGCGAAGACGUCAACCCCUCCUCGCACCUCUACACAGGCGCCUCCUCCGGCGGCCAAGGCCAAAUCUCCGCCAGCACCAUGGCUGACAUCAUCAACUACGCCGAACCCGGCGAAGACCUCGACUGGACGAAAAUCACGGAACCCCGCGAGCGGAAACGCCUGCAGAAUAUCAUCAACGGCCGCAAGUAUCGUGAGCGGCGGUUGGCGGCGGAAGGGCACGGUGGUAGUGGAGGGAAUUAUCCUGGCGCGGCGGGCGUGGGCUCGUAUCUCAGUCAGGGGUAUGGACAGCGGCAGUCGUUGCAGGCUCAAUCUUCGGGACUGGGGAGCUCGCAGAAGUAG